AGGAGGUGCUGAGAACGAGCGAGCGAGCGAGGAGAGGGAGGGAGACGGAUAAAAGGGAGAAAAGAGAGGGGGAGCAGUUCUUUUAGAAAUUAUACAGUGAAAUAAAAAAAAUAAAAACAAUGGAGUUUUAAGAGAAACACUGUCUGGAGCAAUGAAAGAUCGACCUCGGAGCGGUCACCUUCUCCUCUGGGGAGGUUUGUGGUUGUUCUGGGCUGAGAGGGUCUGUGUCUGCCGGCCCCGGUAGUGAGAUGUAUUUUUCAUAAAGCCCAGCCGCGGCCCCCUAUAGCUGUGAAUCCAUUAUUCAGAGCGGUCUGUGAGCGAGGGGACAGACACACGCACAUACACACCCUGCCCAAAUCACCGCGGCCCGGUCCGAAUCACACCAUAAUCACUGUAAUUUCAUCCAUCACAUCUCCAUGAUGAAAACGACACACCAGCAUUUCAUCAGAAGUCAGAGUGUUUUAAUGGGAAAUAUUGUCUUUAAGGCAUUGCGGAUGAUUGACGCUCCAGUUUCAAAGGCUGUUGAUAGUGAUUUUAUGCACAGCACACAACACCGCUGACCCCAGGACACAAAUUAAUGACAUGAGCCCACAUCAGAGAAUAUGAGUCUUUCUGGAACAGGAAACCUUGUGGCGAGUGAUGCGUGUCUCAAGUACAAUCGCUGAUAACUGCUCAUCAUGAGGUUCUUUAGACAUCAGCUCAUUCUUCUGCAGGUUAAUUCACGGUGUUCUUUAAACUAAAACUACACCCUCGUGUUUACACUCUCAUGUUUGCUUCUACUAUUAACCUCGGAGGUUUUGUAUUGUUUUGUGAACAUAUUGCUCAAGUGGUGUCACAUGUCACUGCUGACAUGGGAACAUGUUUUUGAGCCCAUUAAGAUGCUGGGAGUAUAAAAAGAGUAGUGACCAUCAUGACAUCUCAGACGCCUCGACUCGUACCGGCAGUCUGCUAGACGGAAGGAAGCAAAAUGUUUGUGUUUGCAGUGACAGUUUGUAUUGUGGGAUUGCUCCAUACGAGUGCUGCCUGCAGCCUGUCAGGCAUCUGUACAGACCUGGCUUCUGUCCAGCAGGAGAUUGUGGAUGUUCACAAUGCCUACCGGAGAGCUGUGGAGCCGUCUGCCAGCAACAUGCUGAAAAUGAGCUGGAGCGAUGCCGUGGCACAGUCCGCUCAGGGCUGGAUUGAGCAGUGUAACAUGACACACGGACCGCCAAGCAGCCGCUUGAUUGACGGAUAUGAAAUGGGUGAAAAUCUCUUCAAGGCCUCUAGACUUAAUUCAUGGACUGAUGUGAUAAAUGCCUGGCAUAGCGAAGUCAACAAUUAUGAAUAUCCCAUCGGAUCCAUCAACGGUCAUCCAAUUGGACAUUACACACAGGUGGUGUGGUACAGCUCGUAUGAGAUCGGUUGUGCCGUGGCUCAGUGCGGAAGCUUCUACUUCUUUGGAUGCCAUUACUACCGCGCAGGGAAUUUCAGAGGAGUCCCUCCGUACUCUCUGGGCGCUCCGUGUGCCUCCUGCCCGGACGACUGCCAAGACAAUCUCUGCACUAACCCCUGUCCGUACAUCAACACGUACACCAACUGUGACGCCUUGAUAGAAGAGGCCACUUGUGAAAACUCCAUCGUGAGCGAGGGCUGUCCAGCCAGUUGUCUAUGCGGAGACAAAAUCAUCCCUAUUGCGAGGAAAUGAAGUUUUCUAUGGCUAUAUUACAUGAAGUACAGCCAUAUUUUGAUAGUUAUAGCAUCUCUUUCCUAUAAUGUGAAACAUACAAAUUCUAACUUCUUUCUAUUUCUAUUCUUUCUAUGUGGAAUACCUCAAAUAUGAUUAAAAAUCAAGGGUACUGUACUUUAAUAAUAUGAUGAAAUAGGCCAGUCUGCAUUGUUUUGCAUUAUUACCUCAACUGUUUUCUUUUCAGUAAAGCUUAUGCAAUCACAUAUCAGUAAAGCUAUUUGUGUUUUAUAAGCCUUGUAAACCCAGAAACUGAAAACAAUAGCACAACCUAAGACUGUGAAAACAGGACAAGUGACUUCUGUCAGUCAAACGUUCAGUCACUAUAUGUGUAGUGUAGAUUUGUGCACUUGCUGAAAUGUUCAUGUAAUGUUUUCUGCAACACUGCACUAUUUUAUACAAUCACAUCACUUUAUUAAAAUCAUUAAAAUGAUUUUAGUUCGAGUUAUUAGGGUUCACAGAUCAAUGCAUGUGUGGAUACAAAGAUUUCACUCAGGUUAAAGGGUGUUCCAGUGGUCAAUAAUAGCGUUUACUAACAAAGACCCUUUAAAGGAUUAGUUCGCUUUCAAAUUAAAAUUUCCUGAUAAU
This is a messenger RNA of Megalobrama amblycephala (Wuchang bream), 2311 nucleotides long. Its product is annotated as cysteine-rich venom protein ENH1. The record is from RefSeq and is a predicted model, not a curated record. The transcript has 11 exons. Gene Ontology annotation, cellular component: extracellular region. NCBI's taxonomy places the organism in Eukaryota, Metazoa, Chordata, Actinopteri, Cypriniformes, Xenocyprididae. The coding region runs from base 968 to 1684 and encodes 238 amino acids.